AUGGCGGAUACGACUGUACCUGCUCGCCUGGAUACACUGGACAGAACUGUCAGCAAGGUUGUUGUCAGUGAUCCGGCCCACCACGUUGUCUGGAAGACUGUUCCAGAUGUCAACUGCAGUAUGUAUGAAGGUUCUGCCGGUGGCGUGAGUUCUAGAGACCGGCACAACAUAGAUGAGUGUGCCACAAACCCAUGCAAACAUCACGGACGCUGUGAGAACAAAGAUGGUGGAUACACAUGUAUCUGCUCAGCUGGGUGGACUGGACAGAACUGUCAGCAAGACAUAGAUGAGUGUGCCACAAACCCUUGCCAACAGGGACGCUGUGAGAACCAAGAUGGCGGAUACACAUGUACCUGCUCAUCUGGAUGGACUAGAAAGAACCGUCAGCAAGGUUGUCCGGACGGGUACGUUUACCAUCAACCUAGUCACCUGUGCUUCAAGGCCUUCAACUACAGGGCAACGUACAACAGUGCAGUCAGGAGGUGUUCUGUAGACGGGGGGACCCUUGCCAUGCCCCGGGACACUGCAACCAACAACUUCCUCAUCGAUCUGAAAAAUACCGUCGACAAGAACGCUGAGUUCCGUUUUGGACUGACUGAUCGCCACCAGGAGGGAGUUUGGAUGUGGGACGAUAACGUUCCUCUGGGCGACUUCAGAGCUUGGGGCCCAAAACAACCUGACAACUGGUAUAAGGCAAAGGGGGAGGAUUGUGCCGAGUACUUAUACGAAAGCUGGAGCUCGUCCCGAAAGAACAAAUGGAACGAUGGAAGAUGUACGUUCGCCGACAGGAAGUUCAUCUGCCAAGUUUCUCCAUCAGGCCAGCCCGGGGAAGGCAAGCUGAAAGUCCAGGGAUCAGGGCUGAAAGCCAUGGCUGGAGGCCUGGGUACAUACUAUACCAACUUCAAGAAAGGGGAAGGUAAGGAAUAG
Molecule: messenger RNA, 927 nt
Organism: Branchiostoma belcheri (Belcher's lancelet)
Lineage: Eukaryota; Metazoa; Chordata; Leptocardii; Amphioxiformes; Branchiostomatidae
Product: neurocan core protein-like
Exons: 6
Coding region: 1-927 (308 amino acids)
Molecular function (GO): calcium ion binding
Source: RefSeq, a predicted model, not a curated record